UGCUAUACAAUCAUUUACACGGGUGUGCAACUCUCUUUCAUUAUCUAUCGCAUCUCAAACUCGAACUGAAACUCAAACUCAAACUCAAAAAACACACAUUUUAACGAGGAACAAGAAAGAACAAUGGGCGGUAAUAAUUUGGAGACAAGGUCAUUGAUUGAUGAGCUGAGGCCUUUUGAUAAGACUGCUGGUCUUUUUGAUCUUGGCCAUCCUCUUCUCAAUCGUGUUGCUGAAAGCUUUGUCAAAGCUGCCGGGAUUGGAGCUGUUCAGGCCGUUUCUCGAGAGGCUUAUUUCACUGCCACUGAAAGUGUGAGUGGUGACAAUGGGGGGAUGCCCCCAGGGAUUGGGGGGUCUAGGCGAAAUCGCUUUCCGGACCUUAAGGGUGAAACUAAUAAGAAGUCUGUUGAAGCCCUGGUUAAAGGCAGCGGAAAAGAAUCACUGCAAUGGGGUUUAGCUGCUGGGAUGUACUCAGGUCUUACUUAUGGGCUGAAGGAGGCUCGUGGAGUUCAUGAUUGGAAAAAUAGUGCAAUGGCCGGAGCAGUCACAGGUGCGGCAUUGGCUUUAACAUCAGAUGAUUCAUCUCAUGAGCAAAUUGUGCAAUGUGCGAUAACCGGUGCUGCCCUCUCCACUGCUGCAAAUCUCCUCACCGGAAUAUUUUAAGUGCACCUAGUAUUUCUUUGAAUGCCAGCUGAUGUAGUUGGACUAUGUCUUAAGGGUAGUUGUGGCUCAGAUACCUCAAGUGAAACUGAAAUAUGUAGUGAUGCAUUUUAAUUAAGCAGAUUGAACCUCUUGUUUUGAUCAGUGAACUAUGUAAUGGUGUAUUCUUGCAAGCAUAUUGGAUACUCCCUCUGCCCCAUUUAA
Messenger RNA from Daucus carota subsp. sativus, 861 nucleotides. Its product is annotated as outer envelope pore protein 16-2, chloroplastic. Lineage: Eukaryota; Viridiplantae; Streptophyta; Magnoliopsida; Apiales; Apiaceae. Gene Ontology annotation, molecular function: amino acid transmembrane transporter activity. The record is from RefSeq and is a predicted model, not a curated record. Gene Ontology annotation, cellular component: chloroplast outer membrane. The transcript has 7 exons. The coding region runs from base 124 to 660 and encodes 178 amino acids.